AUGAUUCAGGAGGAGACAGAGACAGAGGCCGAGCAGGAGAUGGAUGCACCCAUGGAUGCAUAUAUGCAGCCGCAGGAGUACGAGUACGAUCCACAACUACGCUUUCAGCAGAAGUAUCAGUUUCCGGUGCCGGAUUUUCCAUCCGAUGACGAUUACGAGGAUGUUCGGACUCCGACUCCGCCUCCUGUCCCGAUGGGUGGUACUUUCGAUGGUUCUAAUCCUGUCUCGAGGUCCCGCACCGCUCCGAGAAAAAAACUUCCUUCUCGACCUUGGAUGUUGACCGGUGAGACACCCGGUGGACCUAAAUACGCUCACUUGAUUCCAAGUUUUGGAGCACACAUUGCCUACGACAUUUGGGAGGGAAAGGGUCGACAUAUGGUUAAAUUACGGUCGCACGCGAAGUGUACUUGGCCGGGGCCCGACGACGAUGAUUGUGUCUCACUACUGGAGAAUACCGGCUUGUAUCACUUGCGUGAUUGUUCGCUGCCUCAGCACAAUAACCCACUCAUAGAGGCUUUUAUUGAGAGGUGGCAGCCGGACACCAACAGUUUUCACAUGCCAUUCGUGGAACUCGCCCUAACGUUUGGAUGGAUAAGGCCGACGCGAUCCAGCUUCGUGCGAGAGCUUUCGGGGUCGCACCCGCACUUAUGGAGCAGUGGUGGUAUGGUGGCGGACCCCGGUUAG
Erythranthe guttata (spotted monkey flower) is the source of this 684-nucleotide messenger RNA. The record is from RefSeq and is a predicted model, not a curated record. NCBI's taxonomy places the organism in Eukaryota, Viridiplantae, Streptophyta, Magnoliopsida, Lamiales, Phrymaceae.